Chiroxiphia lanceolata (lance-tailed manakin) is the source of this 1397-nucleotide messenger RNA. RefSeq names its product chromosome 4 C2orf81 homolog (gene C4H2orf81). The coding region runs from base 48 to 1397 and encodes 449 amino acids. The record is from RefSeq and is a predicted model, not a curated record. Lineage: Eukaryota; Metazoa; Chordata; Aves; Passeriformes; Pipridae. The transcript has 5 exons.
GUGAUGACGUCAGCGUUACCGUGGAGACCGGGACGCCAAGGAACGGGAUGGCCGAGAAAAAGAGAUCGUCAGCCCCCAAAGCGCGACGGGACAAGUCGCGCCCCCCCGCCCGGGCCUCCCCCCGGACUUCCACCCACUCUGACCACACGUCCUCGGCCGAGGGCGGGAGGGGGUCCCCGCCCGGGGAACCCCUGGACGUCGAGGACAUCCUGGCCGAGCUCCUGGACCGGGUGAUAGCCGAGAGCGUGCGGGCGGCGGUGGCGCGGCAGCGGGUGCCCUACACGGUGUCCCGGGCGCGGGACGCCAUCCUGUGUGUCGUUGAGUGGCGGUUCCUGGCGCGGGACGAGGGGGACCCCGACCCCGACGAGGACCCGGACCCCGAGCGAGCCCGAGCCUGGAGCGAGGACGAGGAGCCCCAGCCCUGCACCCUGGACACCGGGGCGCAGGGCGUUGUCCCCGUCCGGCUGGUCCCUCCGUCCCUGGGAGAGGUCCCGUCUCAGGAAUCCCCCUUGACAGACGAGGCUUCCUCCGACCAUCCUCUCCGGGCCCUCGACGCUGUCACCGUCCCGGCUGUCCGUCUGUCCCGGGGAGAGGUCCCCGAUGCGAAGUCACCGAGCCAGGACCCCCCCGCAGCCACCGGAGCUCCCCCCGCGGUUCCCGGCCGGGUCCCCGGCGCUGUUCCCACCCUGCCCGCGCCAGGGCCACCCCGCCCGAAGCCUCCCACCGCCCACCGGUCCCCCGACAGAGAAUCCCGUCCCUCGCGGCCGCCGCGGCCCCGCCCGGCCCCGCUGGGCCCCCCCCGGCCCCCGGCCCCUCGCCCGGCCGAGCCCCCGGAGCCCCCGGCGCGGGGGGAACAGCGGGCAUCCCGCGGGGCCGGGCCGGGCGACCAAGAGCCAGCACCGCCAUCGUCCCCCCGCGCCAGCCUGGGCUCCCUCCAGCCGGGGAGACCCCCUCGCGGCUCGGAGGGGCCCGGCCCCGCCCCGGUGGUCGCCAGGCCGGGUCCCCGGCGCGGCUCCACGCGGGUCCGGCCGCAGGUGAAGGUGCUGGACGUGUUCACCGAGCCCGAGCGGCCGCGGCCCCGCGCUGCCCCCCGCGCCAGCCGGGCACCGGAGACGGGGGGCCGUCGGGGCCAGCCGCCCCCGCCGGGGCCCCCGCAGCCCCCACCGGGGCCCCCCAGCCCCGAGCCCCCGCCGUGUGACUCCUGGCUGAGCUCGGCGCUGCUGGCGCCCGGGGUCACCGUGCGCUGGGCCGGCGGCGAGCGGCGCGGGCCGGGCACGGCGGGGCACGGCGAGGACGAGGAGGAGGAGGAGGAGGGCGAGGUGAGCGAGGCCGAGCGGGAGCUGAGGCCCAUCCUCUCCGUCCCGGCGUUCCGGCUCGCGUCGGACGGCGAGCGCUGA